AUGGCCUCCCGUCCAGAGCUCAAAGUCGAGGAUGAGGCGGGUUUCGUGAAGACGUUCCACCAGCUGGAAAUUGGAAAGCCGACAGAUACCAUACGCAUCUUCGACCGCGGCGACUUCUUAUCUGCCCAUGGUGACGAUGCCGAAUACAUUGCGCGAAUACAAUACAAGACAACCUCCGUGCUCAAGACAUUGGGCAAGAACCUUCAAUCGGUGACCAUGACAGUCACUGUUUUUCGUACAUUUCUCAGAGAAGCCAUCUUCCGAUUGGGGAAGCGAAUAGAAGUUCUGGCAACUACCGGCCGAAAUCAGUGGAAAGUGAUCAAGCAAGCCUCACCUGGCAAUCUCCAGGACAUCGAAGAUGACCUAGGUGGCCAUGUCGAGUCUGCGCCCAUCAUAUUAGCAGUGAAGGUGUCUGCGAAGGCGAAUGAAGCUCGCAAUGUCGGCGUGUGCUUUGCAGAUGCUAGUGUGCGCGAGCUUGGAGUCAGCGAGUUUGUGGACAAUGACAUCUACUCCAAUUUCGAAUCACUCAUCAUUCAGCUCGGUGUCAAGGAGUGUUUGGUGCAGGUUGAUAUCACCAAGAAGGAUGCAGAACUUCACAAGCUCCGCACGAUCGCGGAUAAUUGCAACUGUGCUGUGUCAGAACGACCCGCUGGCGACUUUGGAAAGCAAGACAUCGAACAAGAUCUCACAAGACUGCUGCGAGACGAGAAAGCUAGUGGCACUCUCCCACAGACCGACCUGAAGCUUGCGAUGGGAUCAGCCGCGGCUCUGAUCAAGUACCUUGGAAUCAUGUCUGAUCCCAGCAAAUUCGGUCAGUUUCAGCUAUAUCAGCACGAUCUCAGCCAAUACAUGAAGCUCGACUCGUCAGCAUUGAAGGCCUUGAAUCUGAUGCCAGGACCUCGGGACGGUGCGAAGACAAUGAAUCUUUACGGUCUCCUCAACUCUUGCAAGACACCAGUCGGCAGCAGGUUACUCGCUCAGUGGCUGAAGCAGCCUCUCAUGAGUCAAGUGGAGAUUGAGCGGCGGCAACAGUUGGUGGAAGCCUUCGUGAAUGACACAGAAUUGAGGCAGACCUUACAAGAGGAGCAUCUUCGAUCGAUACCUGAUCUGUAUCGGUUGGCCAAGAAGUUCCAACGAAAGAAAGCCACGCUGGAAGAUGUCGUUCGAGCAUAUCAGGUUGCUAUCCGCUUGCCUGAUUUCAUCGGCACAUUCGAAGGAGUGAUGGACGAGACAUAUAAAGACGCCCUCGACCAAGAGUACACAAACAAGCUUCAGGAGUUCUCCAACAGCCUCGGCAAGCUGCAAGAAAUGGUCGAGACAACAGUAGACCUAGAUGCCAUGGACAACCAUGAGUUCAUCAUCAAGUCAGAGUUCGAUGACACACUUCGCGUGAUACGGAAGAAGCUCGACAAACUACGCUACGAGAUCGAUAGAGAGCAUCAAGAUGCCGGCGCCGACCUAAAUCAAGACACCGAGAAGAAGCUACUACUCGAGCACCACAAAGUACAUGGCUGGUGCCUGCGUCUCACCAGGAACGAGGCAGCUGUCAUUCGGAACAAGAAGAAGUAUCAAGAAAUUUCGACUCAGAAGAAUGGCGUGUACUUCACGACGACUAAGCUUACGGAGAUGAGGCGUGAGUUUGAUCAACUAUCCGAGAACUACAAUCGCACACAAAAUGGUCUGGUGAAUGAGGUCGUCAACGUUGCCGCUUCGUACUGUCCAGUCAUUGAGAAGCUUGCCGGAGUCCUUGCACAUCUGGAUGUGAUUGUCAGUUUCGCUCACGUCUCGGUGCAUGCGCCAACAGCAUAUGUACGACCGAAGAUCCAUCCUCGAGGCACUGGCAGCACAAUACUCAAGGAGGCGCGUCACCCGUGUAUGGAGAUGCAAGACGACGUUCAGUUCAUCACCAACGAUGUGUCGCUAGUGCGGGAGGAGUCCGAAUUCCUCAUCAUCACUGGACCAAACAUGGGCGGCAAGUCGACAUAUAUCCGACAAAUAGGCGUCAUUGCUCUCAUGGCACAAAUAGGCUGCUUCGUGCCAUGCUCAGAAGCCGAACUCACACUCUUCGACUGCAUUCUGGCAAGAGUCGGAGCAAGUGACAGCCAGCUCAAAGGUGUCAGCACCUUCAUGGCAGAAAUGCUGGAGACUAGCAACAUCCUCAAGACUGCCACGAAAGAGUCGCUUGUCAUCAUCGAUGAGCUCGGCCGUGGGACGAGCACAUACGACGGCUUCGGCUUGGCAUACGCGAUCAGCGAGCACAUUAUCAAAGAGAUCGGUUGCUACUCGAUGUUUGCAACCCACUUCCACGAGUUGACCUCGCUGGUCGAUACAUAUCCUCAAGUCCAGAACUUGCACGUGGUAGCGCAUAUCGGCGAUGGCGAAGACGCGGUCAUGAACGGUGACAGCACCAACAGCCGACGACGUGAGGUCACGUUGCUGUACAAAGUCGUACCUGGCAUCAGCGACCAGUCCUUUGGUAUCCACGUUGCGGAGCUCGUGCGCUUCCCUCAGAAGGUCGUGAAUAUGGCGAAGCGGAAAGCGGAUGAGCUUGAGGACUUCUCGGGUAAGCGUGAGGAGCUGAAGGCGCAGGCGAGCAAAGAUGAAGUGGAGCAGGGUAGCAUGAUGCUGAAGGAGGUCUUGCGGAAGUGGAAAGAUCAAGUCGAGGCAGAGAAUCUGGGCAAAGAGGAACAGAUCCAGCGCAUGAAGGAUCUGGUGCAGGGGAAUGAGGCGUUGCUUGCGAAUCCGUUUUUUCAGAGCGUGAAGGCGCUGUAA
Fulvia fulva is the source of this 2772-nucleotide messenger RNA. RefSeq names its product DNA mismatch repair protein msh-2. Gene Ontology annotation, biological process: mismatch repair; mitotic recombination. NCBI's taxonomy places the organism in Eukaryota, Fungi, Ascomycota, Dothideomycetes, Mycosphaerellales, Mycosphaerellaceae. The coding region runs from base 1 to 2772 and encodes 923 amino acids. Gene Ontology annotation, molecular function: ATP binding; mismatched DNA binding; ATP-dependent DNA damage sensor activity. Gene Ontology annotation, cellular component: nucleus; MutSalpha complex. The record is from RefSeq and is a predicted model, not a curated record. The transcript has a single exon.